Glycine soja is the source of this 2992-nucleotide messenger RNA. Its product is annotated as telomere repeat-binding protein 1-like. The coding region runs from base 431 to 2515 and encodes 694 amino acids. Lineage: Eukaryota; Viridiplantae; Streptophyta; Magnoliopsida; Fabales; Fabaceae. Gene Ontology annotation, molecular function: protein binding. The transcript is spliced from 10 exons. The record is from RefSeq and is a predicted model, not a curated record.
UAGCUUUGGUGGUUUUGGUUUUCACAGGGUUUUACUUUUAGCGAUUCACAACGACACAUUAUCAUAAUCCGUUUGAGAUUCACAAUUCAGAUUUCAGAUUUAGAAUGAGAGAACAAUACAAUUUCCAAAAUGGCCACCCUCUCAAACCAUCAUUUCCUGCAUAACUGAGAUUCUUUUUUCCUUUUCUGGGGUGGAAUCAUUUUUACUCUGAAUUCUAUCUCACAAUUCCUCAUCUCGAAAUUCCGAAAAUUUGCCGAAAUUUCCAUUCUUUGGGAGUAAAAGUUUCGUCUUUGAACGACAAUCUGUGCUAAGAGGCUUUCCAAUCGAAACCGGUGGGGUCAAAACAUCCAGAAUUCAAGUUUAUUUAUGAGUAUUGGAUUACUGAUGUUCCAUGUUCAAUCAAUCCUUAUAUUGGCAUGGUUCCUGAGAUAUGGUGUUGCAGAAGAGGUUAGACUAUAGCUUUUAUGGCUAUCAGGUGCCAACCAAGCGCCGAGCUACCCGAUUAGCUAAGAGGAGGGUUACAUUUCAAAGAAGGUUGGAAGACAAUCAGAUGUGUGCAUUUGACUUAUUGGCCACUGUAGCUGACAAUUUGUUGCAAGAGAAACAGAAUCCAACCACAUCCAGUGAUAGAUCAUCGGAAAAGGAUGGGGAUGGAUUUCCUAAAGAGGAACGCCAGGAUGCAAAUAAACCAUUCAAAACUGAGCUUUCUGAUGAAGCAAGUUGUGACAGAAAAUGUCAGCUUGAAUUUGUUAAAGAAGGAAGCUCAAAUGCAAAUAAACCAUUCAAAGUUGAGCUUUCGGAUGAAGGAAUUAGUGACAGAAAAUGUUUCUCUAAUAUUUCUUCACAAGUCUACAAUCAAAAUUGUUGUUCGAAGGAACUCCCCGAACAUGAAAUUGAUGGUCAUUUAUGCAUUGCUUCUAUAGUAACAAGUUCUAGUUGCUCAGAGAAGAUUGUUGCUGAGACACUGGUGGAUGGAAAAGGCCACAAUGGGAUGGAAAAAUUAGCUAGCAAAGUUGAAUUAGGUUCCUGUGGAUAUCUAGAGAGUAGGGGUUGCAAGUUAGAUGGUGAUGUUAGUAAAGUAAAAGACGAUAAGUUUGGGAAGGUUCCCAUUGAUACUGGGACUGGGUUGUGCUGUUUUGAGGAUACCUUGGAUGAAAAACCUCUAGCACUGAUCAGUUCAUGUGGCAAUGCCAAGAUGUCCGGGUAUGAUGACAGCAUGCCUCAGAGCUCAUGGUCCAAAGGUUGUGACAAUGUACUGGUAGAUAGUAGAGAUGAUGACGAAAACUUUUCUGGGUGUGCUCACCCCAGUACCAAAAUAAAGUCCUUUAGGCCAAUUACUUGUAUAGAUGAUAGAAAAACAAAGAAAAGAUUGGCUUCUAAACAUCAUAAAGUUUCUCAAGAAUCCAAGCAUGAUAUACUAUCUAACAGUGUUUUGGAUGGAAAUUUGAAGUCAGUUUACAGCAGUAGGAAGAACUAUUAUAAAAGCCAAAGAUCUCAAAUGAAUAUUCCUUUCAAAAAGAGGAAGCUUUUUAACUGCAGCUCUGAUACAAAUUCUAACGGAUAUAUCAGAAGUGAUGACACUUGUUAUUCACCCAAGAAUGACACGAACCAAAGUGUUUCUUGUUCAUCUUCUGGAAUGAGCCAAGAUCAUGGAACAUCAUCCUUGGGACACUCUGCAUUACGAUCUAGAGAUUCUUACGUGAAGCUUAGGAUCAAAUCAUUUAGAGUGCCCGAGCUUUUUAUCGAGAUUCCAGAAACUGCAACCGUUGGGUCCUUGAAGAGGACAGUGAUGGAGGCAGUGACUGCUGUACUUGGAGGCGGAUUGCGUGUGGGUGUGAUUCUCCAUGGAAAGAAGGUUAGAGAUGACAGUAAAACUCUACUUCAGACUGGAAUUUCUCAUGAUAACCACCUGGAUGCUUUGGGCUUCGCCUUGGAGCCUAAUUGUUCACGAAACCGACCAUCUGCAUGUGCUACAACAGAUUCUCUCCACAUUCCUAGUGCAGAUAUGCCUCAGCCUUUAAUAGGGUACCCUUCAAGUCCUGCUGUAAUUCAUCAGAGGAUUCAGGGCUUUUCUAACAUGUUAGCCAAGCAUCAAGCAACCAGUUCAGGUAACCUUGUUGAAAGUGAUCAUGAUUCAGCACCUUCUCCUAUCAACACAUCCGGUGAAAAAUAUUUGUCAGAUUCAAAAGAACUAAUUACUGUUCCUGAAAUGGGUAUGGAGGCACUAGCUGUGCUACCUGUGCAUCAGAAGUCAAAACGAACUGAGAUCGCACAGCGCCGAAUUCGUAGGCCUUUUUCUGUUACUGAAGUGGAAGCACUGGUUCAAGCAGUUGAGAAACUUGGAACUGGAAGGUGGCGCGAUGUUAAACUUCGUGCAUUUGACAAUGCAAAGCAUCGGACAUACGUGGAUUUGAAGUGCAGGAUAAAUGGAAAACACUGGUGCACACAGCAAGAAUAUCAGCUCAGCAAAGGAGGGGAGAGCCUGUUCCCCAAGAACUUUUGGACAGGGUCCUAACUGCUCACGCAUAUUGGUCCCAGCAACAGACUAAGCAACAGCUCAAGCACCACUCAACAAAACCUUGCCUUCUCCUUUAGUAAGGACUUGACACCACCACGUGCCUUCAUAGAUAGCUUGUUAAAAGUGUCAUUUAUCAUUUUUUUCUUCCUGUAUUUAUGACAAAGUGUGUUUAUCACUUUGAUUUUCAGUACUAUGUCACACUUUAUCUAUCAUGUUAAAAUUAGAACAAGGUGAUGCCUAUAGAGAAUUUGCGUCACAAGUUGGUUGUUAACUCUAAAGUCAAGGUUCGGUGUGUAACUGGAGAGGAGGGGCACGUGUUGAUGAUAGAAGUUUAUCUGCAAAUUCCAUUAUGGACCCACAGGAGCUAAUAAUGUUAAUGAGUGUAGCUAGAGCUUAUCCAUGAGCUAAUCGCUGUAUAAGUCUAAAUGAUAAUAUUAAAUGAAUAAUAGUAAUACACAUAUUGGCAUACUUAAA